Molecule: messenger RNA, 2043 nt
Organism: Fusarium falciforme
Lineage: Eukaryota; Fungi; Ascomycota; Sordariomycetes; Hypocreales; Nectriaceae
Exons: 5
Coding region: 1-2043 (680 amino acids)
Source: RefSeq, a predicted model, not a curated record
AUGGGAGAGUAUGAGCUGGCCUCUUUGGACUCGGAGCCUCUUUAUCGUCCGCCCAGCAUCGCGUCCAAGGCGAGUAGCCAGAAACCAUUGACAGCCACGCCAGAGAAGAAGCGAUAUUUCGGCGGAUGGAGAACCGGUCUGGCCAUUUCUACUUCAGCAGCAGCCUUUGUCACGCUCGCCAACAUCAUCUUCCUAGGCGUCGUCGGAGCGAGGGUUAACGCCAAUGGUGGAGCCCUAUGGACGGGGGACUGCAAGACUGCGAAAGAGUAUUCCCUAUGGCUUCACCUUGCUAUCAACGCGUUGGCUACCGUGCUACUUGGCGCCGGCAAUUAUACGCAGCAGGUCUUGACCGGGCCGACGAGGCAGGAAAUCGACCAGGCUCAUGAUAAGAGGCAGUGGCUGGACAUUGGCGUCUCGUCAAUUCAUAACCUAACUAAAAUUUCUAUCAAAAGAGUGGCCGCUUGGACAGUCCUGGCUUUGAGCUCUCUACCUAUUCACCUACUAUACAACUCGGUGGUCUCUUUCGAAACCAGCGCCAACUACUUCUUGGUCUAUACUGCCACACCCAAUGACCUCAAGGAGCAAACUCUCAGCAACGUAACCAAAACCUACAAGAACCUCAAAAGUUCUCUCAGCGAUUUCGACAAACUUCCAGUUGACGAAUGUCUAUCAACCUAUCGUCGAAAUCUCCUCUCAACCAGAGGUGAUGUGAUUCUAGUCCUAGACACAGAUAUCCCAUACAUAUGGAACAACAAUUCCCUCCCAGUCGAGAUUAACCCAUUGCAGAACCAACCCCCAUCCAGAAAUUGGAUGUGUAACUUGGACAGUGUCUCUGGCUUUGCCGUCUCCCUUCAAGCCUGGGACUGGGAAUGCGAUACGGCGGCCAUCAAAUCGGAAAACUGGACGAUCGAAUUCGAUAUUCAGUUGGAUUCUGGCCUCAAGCCUCGCCAAGCAGUACGGGUUGAUCACUGCUAUAGUAAAUCCACACAUGAACAUUGCAAGGUGGUUGUGAACCUUCCCCUGCUUGGCGGUGUUAUUGCGUGCAACUUUGUCAAGCUUGUUGGUUUGGCUUUGACGUGGCUGUAUCUGGAAAAACGACCUCUCCUAACCCUCGGAGAUGCCGUAGAUUCAUUUCUCACCAAUCCAGAUCCAGCCACCGACAAGCGUCAUCUCAUGUCCAAGGUUUCUGGCAAAAAGCUGUCCUGGGAACCCGGACCUCGCGCUUGGAUUCCUCAGAAGCGUCGCUGGGCCACGGCAGUUUCAUGGAGAAGAUACGGAGUAACAGUUUUUCUGUGUAUUGUAACGAUCAUAGCGGCCGCAGUCCUCCUUAGCAUGGGCCUCAACACGCUGGGACAUCCAAGCAUGACCGCCCUUUGGAAUCGAGGUUUCGGCCAAGUCAAUGUCGACUCUCUCAUUAACUUUUCCGUGUACAACAUCAACGGGGCCACGAAAAUGGUGGUGAUAUCCAACUUGCCCCAGUUAAUCUUAUCCCUUCUAUACACGGCGAUAAACGGCAUGUGGACAACCAUGCUCGUUGGAGCCGAGUGGAAUAGUUACGGAAUGAAACACAAGGGCCUCCGUACGACGUAUCCCGUUGGGAAGCAACGCAAGACAUACUGGCUGUCUCUUCCUUUGCGAUACGGAGUCCCUCUUAUCCUCGGAUCAGCUACCCUCCACUGGCUAAUCUCGCAAUCCAUCUUCUUCGUAAAGGUCGUGCUUUGGAGAAACGACAAGCUGCUAGUGGACAGAUACCCAGACGAAACAACUACAUGUGGCUACUCUCCCAUCGCCAUCAUCUUUUCCAUCAUUCUAGGAAGUCUGAUCCUAUUAGCCACUGUCGGUGGAAGUAUGAGAACGAUGACGCCGGUGAUUCCUUCAGGAGCCACGUGCUCAGCUGUCAUCAGCUCCGCUUGCCACGCACCCGAGGAUGAUGAGGAUGCCGCUUCGGAAUAUGUCAGGUGGGGAGUUGUGCCAGGGACUGAUCAUUGCUCGAUGACCAGCUUCGCAGCGGAAGAUCCGGUGAGCGGGAAGUGGUAUCAGUAG